AUGUUUGACAAGAGCAUUGCACAACGGUUAUCCUGGGCAGCUGGCCGUAAAGCCAAGAGGACUGAAGACCGAGCAUACAGCUUGCUUGGCAUACUUGGUGUUAAUAUGGCAAUGCAAUAUGGCGAGGGUUCUGGCGCAUUCACGCGUUUGCAAGAGGCUAUUUUGCAAGACAACAACGACCAAACGUUGUUCGCCUGGAGUUGUGUACCCAAGACUAUUUCAGAGAUCUACGAUCAGAUUGAAAAGGAUGAGAGUGCCGACUCGAGCGCUCUGCUGGGACCUGCACCUGGACAUUUCAAGAACAGCGAGAACCAGCGGUCCCAGUCGGGCUCCUUCCAUGCUCCUAUUCCGAUCGACCUUACCAUCUCUUAG
Messenger RNA from Alternaria postmessia, 372 nucleotides. RefSeq lists its product as uncharacterized. The coding region runs from base 1 to 372 and encodes 123 amino acids. NCBI's taxonomy places the organism in Eukaryota, Fungi, Ascomycota, Dothideomycetes, Pleosporales, Pleosporaceae. The transcript has 3 exons. The record is from RefSeq and is a predicted model, not a curated record.